AUGGAACCCAAUUGUUCUUGGUCUUUCGGACGAAUUGGCGGAUCCAGCGCAAAAACUACUGGAACCCAACACCAACCCAGAGGUAAGCGUCCCCUGCUAAUUCCAGAUUUUGUCAGUUCCCUCCCAGUGGUUCUGGAAGAGGACCGGGAGACCGUGCUUGGCGCUUCUGGUGGCACUCAAAUCAUAUUAAAGACCAGCCCUGAGAAAAAGCCCCUGCUCAACAACAUCACCUUUCCACAAUGGUCAGCAGCAAACUUCAGGAUCAUGCACGCACUUGUCAAAGAAGGUGCCUUGUCAACUAUGUCAGACAUUAUGAAUUACAUAUCAUAUAGUACCAAAGUCUCAGAGCUGGCCAAGACUUACCCGCUAGCCCGUGUCGUCCACUAUGAUGACCUUUAUCGACGAAUGCAAUUCGCCACUGGUUGUAAAUGGGGUACAGAGAGUCAGUUUAUCUACCAGCAAUCCCUCCACAAGCCUGACACCAACCAGCCUGGCUCAACCAAACAAACAAACCGUCCUCCAGGUAGAUCAACACCAACUAUCGACCCAACCACGGGCAAGCAGGUGUGCUAUGACUUCCAACGACGACAAGGCUGCAGCUAUGGCACAGCUUGCAAGUAUGACCAUGUUUGUAUAAAGCCAUAGUGUUUGGGGGAUCACCCCCAAUGGAAGCACACAGCCACUCACUACCCCCAAGCCUGAACACACACUCGCCUGCAGAGCUAUUUCUCAAUUCUUUCGUGGAGCCACUUGCAGGGGAUAGCUCGACCGCAUCACCUAUAGCAGGGAAAUACCCAUACGUUAGUUUAGAAACAGCAGAGUGUGUUGCUGACUCCAACCAAUCAGCAGGGCCCUCAUGUUAUGCGCAGCAGCCCGAUGCAGCCUGUAUUUCCACAGACUUAAAAUAUGAGAUAUGGGCAAAGGAACUAGCUAAUGAUUUGGACAGAGACUUUAUUCUCAAUGGUGUACGAGAAGGGUUUGACUUGAUUCCGCGAGAUACUACUGUUUUACCAGCUUUCACAAAGAACAACAGAUCGGCGCUUAGUCCAGGGGCCAAAGAGCAGAUUGAAGAGCAACUAUGUAAGGGCCUCUCACUAGGCCAUUUUGGAUCUUCAAACACACCCCCCAUCAUUGUUAAUGCUAUUGGAGCUGUACCCAAAAGGGACUCUUCAGAGUUGAGACUGAUUAUGGAUUGCAGUCGACCGCUUGCAUUGAGUGCAAACUCCUACAUGGACCUUGACCACUACAAAUAUACUACAGUUGAUGAGGCAGCAUGCAAAGCCAAACCAGGUUUUUGGUUGGCCAAGAUUGAUUUAAAACAUGCUUAUCGCAGUGUUGGUACUCACCCCAGCAGCUGGAAAGUCACUGGCAUGUCUUGGCUUUUUCAAGGUACUACCGACAUCACUUUCCUGUUUGAUAAACGCCUUCCCUUUGGUGCUCGAACCUCUCCUAUGGUUUUCCACCGCCUUACCCAAUCAGUUUGUAGAAUGAUGGCCCGACGAGGUUUCACAGUGCUUGCUUAUUUGGAUGAUUUCCUCACCAUAGAACCCAGUCAGCAGCAGUGUCAAAUCGCUGUGGACACCCUCCUCGAUUUGCUUCAGUCACUUGGUUUCACAAUAAACUGGUCAAAGGUUGUUCAACCCAGCCAAUCCCUGUGAUUUCUGGGAGUCGAAAUGGAUACAGUGAAUCGUGUACUACGGCUCCCCAGGGUCCGCGUCUCUGAGCUAUUAGGCAUUUUGAACUUAACCUUAACCAAGCGCAAGUGCCAAAAACAUCACCUUCAACGCCUUGUUGGAAAACUAAGCUGGGCUGCUCGGGUCGUCAGAGGGGGCCGGACCUUUUUGAGACGCUUGAUUACUGUAAUGAACUCUGCAAAACAUCGUCACCAUCAUGUUUACCUUAAUACCCAGGCAAGAGCAGACCUCCAUUGAUGGGCAUCCCUUCUUCCUGUUUUCAACUGCAGAUCCCUAUUCCCCAACGAGCUACCUAUGACAUCUGCGCUAGCCUAUACUGAUGCUUCCCCUGCAGGUGGUGGCUGUUGUUGGCACAAUGACUGGCUAUACGUUAACUGGGCACUAGAUUUCCCGAAUAUCUGCCCCCUGCAUAUCAACUACAAAGAAACCUUCAUGGUUCUCCAGGCAACCAAAUGAUGGGCCCCAUCCUGGUCAGGACAAAGGGUUGUAGUCAAGUCAGAUAGUGAAGUUGCUGCAGCAAUUGUAAGCAAAGGAACCACCCCCUGCCCUGUCAUGAUGGAUUGGCUCCGAGAGCUCUUCUGGUUGUCAGAGUACUAUGCUAUCCAACUAACUGUUGAGCACAUCCCUGGCUCAGCCAAUGUUAUUGCCGACAGUAUCUCUAGACUUGAUGAAACAUGCCACCGACACGCACUUCACGGAUGGCUCUCACGGUCCUCUUCCUCUACUGAAGACUUUUUGUCUCACAUGUCACCUUUGUCGCUUGCUUUCCUCAGAUCCAGACGAUCAGUCACGAUUGGACAUGGAGGUUCUUAAGUUUCGAAAACAAGCCUAUGCAACUUCCACCAAGGCUGCUUACAAAAGUCAACUGCGAGCCUAUCUUACCUUUUGCGUAUAUUAUGGGCACCAGCCACUUCCAGCGUCUACCAUCACACUUAGCCGCUACGCAGCCUUCUUGGCACGCUCUUUGUCUGCUUCCUCUAUUCCAGCUUAUCUUAACAUUGGUCGUAUUCUCCAUUUGGAACAUGGCCUGGAAGACCCUACCAAGAAUAACUUCCACUUAGUAAUAACCUUGCGUGGUAUACGUCGCUGCAAAGGCUGCACAGUCUCACAGAAACAACCCAUGACCCCUGCAAUGCUUUUGGCUAUCAAGUCACAUUUGAACUUGACAGACCCAGUCCAUGCCACCUUUUGGGCUGUC
Messenger RNA from Porites lobata, 2892 nucleotides. The record is from the annotation of a GenBank genome assembly. Lineage: Eukaryota; Metazoa; Cnidaria; Anthozoa; Scleractinia; Poritidae.